AUGGGAACGACGCCGGAUGAUAGUGACAGCACGGAGUCCUUACCUGCCCCUAAACGACUCACCAUGGCCAUGGUGACAAUCGAUCGCCCGACGGUUGCACCUCCGGUGAGGGUUCCCGCUCCACUGCCAUCGGAUCCUCCAUCCUCCAGAAGAUCGAGCACCUCGCCCGGCAACUCGGAGGUGAUUGCAGACCCUAACCUCGCCAACCCUCGCCUUCUGACCAACCAAGCCUGUAUCUAUGAGCGUCGACUACCGGGCGAUGCCUACAUCACCGCCCAUGUGCAGCGCCUGCAGCAUGGCUUCUACUCCAGCUCCGCUGUUUCGGAUCAGGACUCCGACCACGUUGACUUCCUCGGCAUUAACUUCGUCUUCCACUCACCCAACACCAUGACGCAUCGCUUUAAAGCAGCGACUAUUCGCGCUUCGGUCCAAAGCAACCGCGACAAACCCUCGUCGUCCUCCGCGCCUCCGACCAGACGACACUCCCGAUGCUCCGGCCCCUCGCGAAGCCAGCGGACCCCCCAGCGCCCUCGAAAUCCGCGCUUCCUCAAGCACGCGCCGCAUCUCCUCUACGGCGCAAUGUCGCCGGAAACCCUGCAAUGGAACUACAGUCUCGCGGGGUCGAUAGGGGUCGCCCAGCUGCCGCUGAUGGCCAGCUUGUCGCCGUCCGGGGGCAUGAACGGUCGAUAUCGACGGUACGAGAUGAUGCGCAUCCAAGGAUCGGUUCGAUCGCUGAAGAGCCCGCGCGGACACAAAUUUGACGUCGAGGCCGGCGAGAUCGUCUGGACACUCGAGGAAAACAAUCUACAACGGUCGGGCCUGCCGCGGGAGUUCACGUUCGCUAUGUUGAUCCAGAAACCGCGCGCCGACAGCCGCGUGCGGUUCGCCCUCGACAUCGAGCCGGUGCUGCAAUUCGGCUACUGGACCUAUCCCAGCUGGUGGUUGGACAUCCCCAAGUAUCAGCCCGUGCCUCGACGGCCGCUCGACUUCCGAGUCCAAGUGGGCCAGCGGUUCGAGCCCAUCACGUCCUCGAAGGGAUUCAAUUUUGCGACCCUGGAAAGCUCUUUCGACGACUACGUGCACAUGCCUGGUCGGAAGGUUUCUUCUAUGGUAAGUCAACCCCCCUCCACCCUCGAACAACACAGAGCAGGUCUCUAA
Molecule: messenger RNA, 1158 nt
Organism: Aspergillus melleus
Lineage: Eukaryota; Fungi; Ascomycota; Eurotiomycetes; Eurotiales; Aspergillaceae
Exons: 1
Coding region: 1-1158 (385 amino acids)
Source: RefSeq, a predicted model, not a curated record